Molecule: messenger RNA, 5522 nt
Organism: Xiphias gladius (swordfish)
Lineage: Eukaryota; Metazoa; Chordata; Actinopteri; Istiophoriformes; Xiphiidae
Product: G patch domain-containing protein 2-like
Exons: 10
Coding region: 244-1779 (511 amino acids)
Source: RefSeq, a predicted model, not a curated record
CUGUCUACUCCCUAAUGCAUCAACAGCAGAUUUCCACAGAGAGAGUCUUGCUGGAUGGAUGCAGUUCUGCUGUACAGAGAGAAGUCCAUUGUAGAAGAGGCAGCGCUAACCUCAACAGAACCCAUGCAUUCUUCUCUCAGUUUAAAAAAUUCCGCCUCUUCUGUCGCUAUCACUGGUUCACUAGUAGUUAUAACCCCCUAAACCCCCCCCCGACAGUUACUGUUUUGUAAGGGGGGCGUAGUGAUGUCGGAUUUUUAUAUUAACUGCCCAUCUUGGAAACAGAAAACCCAAAUUUGCUCAAGCCGCCGCAACCAUCAUGGCUGGGUACAGUGGCCUGAGACAAUAGAGCUGGGCAAUAUGGAUCAAAGCACCAUGAUGGAUGAGCUGGUGAAGGACCUGGUGUCUGCACUGGAGCAGACCUCGGAGCAGAGUAAGCUGGGGGAGCUGUGGGAGGAAAUGGUCUUUAGUCCGCUGCAGCAGCGGCGGCAGAUCCGCCGGCGAAGAGUCCGCAAGCGCUGCCGCGAGUCCUCCGUCUAUCCGACGGAGCACAGACGUUGCUGGAUUGAGGCCUCGGAGUCCAGCUUGGACGAGGCUAAAAAAUACAGGGAGAACUCCUCUUCAACCAUCACUGCCUCUGUGGCGAACUGCAGUGACUCUGACGACUUGACUUCAACAAACCAGUGGCCCACCGUCAUGAGAGGCCCCGCCAGGAUGAGGCAGCCCUCCUGGCCGGAGUCCGACUCCUUUACUGAGAACAAUCCAGGACGGCCGCUCAGGAGGCGAAGGAAGGUCAAACGUAUGACCUCAGGCAUCACGGUCAGGCUGCAGAAGAAGUUAAAUGCGUCCGGUGUAGAUGGGAAACGGAGGUACAGGCCAUCUAGGCUACAGCAACUGUCAGGAUCGAAGAAGAGGUCUGGUGGUUGGAUGGGAGCAGACAGACAGACUGAAGGAGCCAGGCUGAUGGGAAAGGAAUGCUGGAAGAGGAAGAUGGCUAAGGAACACAGAGAUGGUGCAGAUGAGAACAUGUCUGAGGGGGAAACCAGCAGUACCUGCAGCAGUGAUCCUGGCCUUUUCACCAAUGAUGAAGGAAGACAAGGCGAUGAUGAGCAGAGUGACUGGUUCUUUGAAGGGGACUGUGGAGCUGGGACAGGCGUUGCCAGCUUGUUGCCCAACUGGGACUCAGACAACCAGCUUUCCCUUGAGGGUAACCGCCCAUCGCCCACCUUUCUGCAGCCUGCACGGCCCUCUCAGAAACGGUAUCAUUCACGUCUUAAACAACUGCCUGGCUCUGCUGCCUGCUGCAUCAGGAAGGGUAGGAGGAAGAUUCCCAGCAAGGGUCACAGCAUGCCAGUGUUUGUCGAGAGACUGAGACAUUUCUCCCAAGAUCCUUACCAGAGAGACUUUUGGCUGCCUUCUGUUGGAAAACGAGACAGAAGCCAGUUGAACCCUUUGUGCCCAUUACCCGUGUGUGCUAUUGACAUGGUGUCAGAGAGCUCCCAUCUCAGAUGUUCCUCCUCAAUCUGCAGAAACAGCCCCAGGCAGACUAACAUCACCACAGGACUGCCGUGCACAGCAGACGUCAGGAGAAGGAGGGAAACAGAAGCUGGGACCACCACAACAUCAGCUAGCAACCCAUUUCAUAAGGAUCACCAGACAGAAGAGGCACAGGGGGCCAGUACCACCUCAACCCUCGAGGCUGUGGGUGCAGCAAGUGCAGCAGUUUCACAGUCUUUUGCGCAGCCUGAGAUUUUCCUUCGGGGGGACCAUGAGGCGUCCUGAACACUGGACAAGCACCCAAGCUUGGAAGAACACGACAGAAGGAAAUCUGUUGUGCCUGAGACUGGAAAGGCUUCAGCUCCCCUUGCAGCAAAAACUUUAGGACAAAGAAAAAAAUGCAAAGCACAUCAUUACUUCUCAAAUCAGCAUGUUACCGCUAGAUCCAGUCAUUCCAGGUAGUAUACAAAGUGUGACAAAUGUUAAUGCAAUCAAGCUCUCCGUCAUCUCCUUAAGAAAGAUGGCAGCUUCAAGAGGCUCCUCGUUUGACUCCAGACUCGGUGUUUCCACACAUAGUCGCCAGGCUAUCUGCCAUAACACAAUCCCACAAUUAUUUCCACUCUAGUAGCACAGCAUUUGUCAGCAGGAACACUGGGAGGAUGGGGGCAGGUGAGGCUUUUUUUUUGGGGGGGGGGGUGGUCUCCUUUUGGCUGCCAAAAAGCACGUAGCUCGCUCUGAGACAGAAGAGCAACAGAAUGUUUAGCUGCCACAUGCUGCUACCGGGUUCAGAGAGGUCACACCGGUAGAGAGCCACACAAAGUACAGGCCUCCUAUUAGCAUGGAUUUGAAAAGCUACAGUUUGUACAAAGGUGCUCAUUAGCACAACACAGAGGGAGUGUAGUUGCGGUCCUCGGAGGGCUGCUUCUGUUCUCUCCAGCUUACCUUCCAUAUUCAAAUUCCCCCAAACGUAUUUAAGUUCAAGGCCAGCUGCAAAAUCUGUUUGAACAGCCUGUUAUUCAGCAGUGGUGGAUACGUUGCUUUUGGAGCUGUGGAGAGAGUGGAUGAGAGCCAGCAGAGAGGGGCUGAUGGAGCUCUUGGAGACAGGAGAGGAGAGUUGUACACGCUAUUUUCACCUACCCUUGGGGUAUACAUUUCCCUGGCUCCCUCGGCAUCAGAUGCAUUAAAAGAUCAAUGGCAGCAUACAGUGAGAUCAAGCAGAACAGUUCUCGCCGAGCUGGUAAACAAGCAGCAUUUUCAGAAAAAUGCAUUUUUAUCUAGAGGAGUCAAGUGAUGUACAUUCUGCUUGACAUUAAUCAUAUGGGUGAUAACUUUGUAGUCUAUAAAACAUGUACAAAACCUCCUGCAUACAACCAAGUCCUCUCUGCUGUAGUCUUGAAAAGGUAUUUUUGCAAUAAAAUGUUAACCUGAAGAGAGACAGCAGAGUGAGUUUGGGUGUGAGCAAAAGUUUUCUUGUUUUUAAAAACCGAACCAUAUUUAAAAUCCUUUCGGCACAAGAAGGACCACGUAUGCACUUUCUUUAAUGAUUACAAGAUGUCUUUCUAGUGAAAUGAACUGCAAAUCAUCAGCCACAUAUCGCAUGUCUUUUCAGACACUUUAAAAGCCUUAUUUAAGAGAAGAAUCGCAUUUAGUAGAAUGAGAUUUGCCAAUUAACAUGAGUUAUACGUCUGCAAUAAUCCGUCUGAGAAGGCUUUAUGUGAUCAUGUUGGCCAGGGAUGACAUUUAUAAAUGCUGUGUGUGCACACUCGUCUAAAUGGAUGCCUUACACAAGACAUUCUGCCACAGGAAUCAGUCAAAGUGUUGAGGCAGAGAGCACCCGACCCCCCCAGCCUCUGCUGCUGGAGCUUGACCAGGGAGUCCAGCAGCACCGUCAGGCUCUUCCCACACCAGGAAUACACCUUUGAUUGAUAGGAGUAGCACAGGAUGAGGUUCCCAAUUAUAAAAAAGAAGUUGUCGAUAAAUACAUUGACGACUUUUUUAAGACAUAUGCCCCUGAACACAUUGACAAGUACUGACUGUGUAGUGUUUUAAGGAGAGCUUCUUGCCGCAGCCUUAUCCGUCAGUCUGUGUUUUGGAGCCAAGGCAGUGACACGGGAGGAAGACGCAUCAGUUCAGAUACAGUUCCAUUAGUGGAAGGAGGGAAACCCCUCACCUGCCUCUCUGGUAAUUAGCAAUCACCAUAAUGACGUCUCGGCCGGACUGUAUGCCCCAAAAUGAAUUUCCAAUGGCGCGGAAGUGGGGGAAUGGUUUCCGUGCGGCCAGUCAAUUGCCCUGUUACAGUUAAGGAAUCCAGCAGGCUGGUACCACUCAUAUUUCAUCCCAGGUAAAGAUUACCUGUCAGCCCCAUGGGAGAUGUAUUGAUCUGUUUUCCUUUUUCCUGCCAAGCAAUCACCUGACAAAGGCACCUAGGAGGCGAGUGAAUGAGUGAUGCCUGGUCUGUCUGCUCCAGCACGGUGGCUUCUAGUGUCCACUGAUGGGUGGAGAGGUGAUGAGGAAGAGGAGAGAUAAUGCAGUCAUAAACUCUGUUUGAACCUCUUCUGUAUGCAUGCAGGGCAGCCCCUUUGUGCCCCAGGUCACAGGUCACUGGGGAGUUUGCUUUUCUUGGCUCCUUUCUUGUCUGUAGCGUUUGUUCUUGCUAUGUACUGUGUAGUGAUGACAGAAACACAUGCAAAAGAGGCUCUCUGGUUCUUGCUGACAAAUGCAUGUUGCGAGUCACCGUAGUUCAACUCACUUUGGGUUAAAAAAGCGAUCCUGGUUUGAUCUGGGCACUCUCUCACAAUGAAAUCCAAGCUUGUGCGGUCUUAGGGUUUCCUGUGACUGUCGGUGUGGCAGUGAUCAAUAUAUUUGACAUGUCAUGUUUUCUUGGCAGCUAAAAGUAUUUAUAUCUUUGCCUUGUUCAAUGGAAUGUUCCAAAUUUAUAUUAUCCAUGAUGCCAUGCAUUUAAAGUGAUUGCACUGUAUAAAAUGUGUAGUAUUUAUGAUGUGAUGCAUAAUUAUAGGUCCUUUAAUUGAGGAUUUAGGUCUGAGGACAUUAAAUUCAUAAAUUCAUUUUCAUGAUAGAUAGUACAGUAGAUAUGUCUCUCUAAUUUUUUACUAUCAUAUUUUUAAAUUUCAUUUACAAGGAUUUAAAUAUAUCUCCCUGAUAUCAGGGCUCUUAGGCAGCUAUCCACAUUUGAUACGUGGUACAAAUAGUAUCUUAUCUCAUAGGCUGUUAUCUUUAUAUUUAAUAGCAGUGGGGGCAUGCCUAAUUGCUUUGCAAAUGAUCUAAAGAGGAUUACUCCUCCCUUAGAAAGCCUGCAUGGUGUCACUAGAUGUUAGAAAGACAUUACAAUGGUAAAAUUCAAUCAAACCUGCAGUGCAGCGUUUUUGUAGCAGUAGUUCUGUUUUCCGUGGUCGUCGCUCAGUGUUAUGUCAAAAUAAUUUGUCAGUAUGAAGCGGAUUCUCUGCUUUAGACUAAACUCUGUAUGAAUUGAUUAUGGACUAUUACAGAUAAGAAAGUGUUUUAAGAAAUUGUACUUCUACUUACGUCAUUUGUGUAUUUUUAAAAUGACACAAAUGAGAUUUUGAAGGAUUAUGUAAUGUCUUACCUUCAUGUCAUACAGUAAGUGAAGUUAUAAUCAUUCCUCCAUGUCAUGAGUAUUUAAAGAAAAACUGAAAUAGCUGAUUAUUUCAAAUACUGAAUUUGUGUGCAAUAAACACAUUUUGGAAAUUAUUAUGGUAUGAAAUGUGUAUGUGAAGAUUUGGCUUGACAUUGAGGUUAUAUGGUCUGUACAUAUUUACUGACUUAUAUGUACAUAUUCACAUGCCAGUUGUAUUUUUUUUGUUGAGAUUUUAAUGGAUUUUUUUAAACAUUUAUUUUAUAGUCGUAAAGUAUGGAGAGACAGGAAACACUGAAGAGAGAGGGGAUGAUUACAUGCAAAACGGUUUCUGACUGGUAUCGAACUCGGAGCUUUGUGGUUACAGUACUUGCUAUGAAUUUUAAUCACCCAACCAACGUAUUUUUAAUUUAAA